CUUUUUUAUUUUUUCUCUUUUUUUUUGUUUUUAUGGAUUUAUUGACAUUUGAUCUGUUCAAUUAAUUUAAUCAAUCUCUGUAAAGCACUUUGGUUCAAAUACUGGUUUUGUUGAAAAGUGCUAUAUAAAUAAAGAUUAUUAUUAUUAUUAUUAUUAUUAUCUACAUAGUGACGUAGCGUGGAUGCUCAGGGUAUCCGUUAAUCACGAAGGAAACUAAUAUUUCUUUUUGCCAUCCAAAAGGAACACGUUUGGUUACUUUUUUUAAAUAUAUCAUUAAUUUGCACAAAUCCAGGAACAGUGGAUGUUAAGUCUUUACCAGACACAUAUGUUGAUAAUUCCAUUUUCUUUGGGUUUUUUUAAAUUGUGAUAUGGAAAUACAUGAAUACGUCCAACGGCAUUAGAAAAUUGUCAUAUUAACUAUUCUAAAAGACAUUAUGGUUGAUAAAUUCAAUUAUGUUUGCACCAGAAAAAAAUUAGCAAAGCAGGUUUUUGUUUUGAAAGUUAUUUCUCUAAAGUGAGUAUGACUGCCAUAACCAGUAUGUUUUAUUCUUUGCUGCUUUGACGAUUGGAGAACAUUUCGUAAAUCAUUUCAAAGACCAAACAUUAAAAAAGCAACAUUCCUCUCGCUUUUAAGGAGCUUUGUAGCGUUUUCUAUCGCGAGAGCUGGCUCUUUGCCCCCUCCCCUCUCCCCUUUGAUUGGCAACCAAGAUGUCGGUGGAGAAAAAGCUCCCCGGAGCAAGCUGUGGGCAACGGCGACAGCAAGCACCUGCAGCAGGAGCGCACCGCUCUCCAUAGCAUCAGGACCACAGCAUGCUGAACUAAAACUGCACACUGUCUCCAAUCAAUCUCGACCUCGGCGCAUGGAGUAUUUAAAAAAAAAAAAAUCCAAUAUAAUUCCCUCAGAUUUAUUAUUCAGCCUUGCUGUCUGUUAUUUAUAAUAUAACAUUUUUCAGUCAUGGAUGAAGAUAAUACGACAAAGAGCGAAAAGCAGCAUCUAACUGUCCAAAAAGCAUUGCAGCAAUGUGAAUUGGUCCAAAAUAUGAUAGAAAUCAGCAUCUCCAGUCUGGAAGGGUUAAGGACUAAAUGUGCCACAGCAAAUGACCUAACGCAAAAAGAAAUAAGAACACUGGAGGGUAAACUCGUGAAGUACUUCAGCCGUCAGCUUUCCUGUAAACGUAAUGUUUCUCUGCAAGAACGGAGUGCUGAGUUAGAGGGAUUUCCCCACCUCGUUCAUUGGUUUCGGAUUGUAAAUAUUCGCAAGGAAGUGAUAGAGGACAUUGCCCCUGAUCAACUGACUCUAGAAGCACUUUUGGAGAUGACUGAUGAAGACGUGUGUGUAACAGUGAAGAAAUAUGGGACAAACAGUGAGGAAUGUGCCAGAUUAAUUGCUUCAUUGUCCUGUCUACGAAGUGUUUAUAAAUCAGGGAGUGGCCAUUCCAGCCAAGACUGGGUUAUCCAAUGGCCUACAACAGAAGCUGGGAAAGAGAAUACUCCUGUCAGCCAAGCGGAACCAGUCAUGUGGCCUGGAUGCAGCAUCACACUAAGCCCCAAGAUGCCAUCAAAGUUCAUGCAGCAAGACUUCCAUUCAGUGCCUGUGCUAGGAACCAAUUGUACUUACACAGAUAGACUGACCAUUGGAGAUCCGAUUGGGCUUUAUCCUACAUUUGAGAGUGGGCCAAGUUCCCUGCCACCAUCUCCACGGCAGCGUCAUCCAAUUCAUACCCCCCCUCGGACUCCUCCUGUAGUAACAACAAUGACACCUCCGGGAACACCACCUGUGAGGAGGAGGAACAAACUGAAACCACCUGGAACUCCUCCACCAACGUCUCGUAAAUUGAUUCACCUCAUCCCUGGCUUCACUGCACUACAUCGAAGUAAAUCACAUGAGUUCCAGCUAGGAAACAGGGUGGAAGAAACACAUACUCCAAAAGCAAAGAAAAAGAACAAGCCUCUAAAUCUGAAGAUACAUAAUAGUGUUGGCAGCUGUGAGAACAUCCCAGCUCAACGUUCUCCUCUUCUCUCAGAACGUUCUUUGCGCUCCUUUUUUGUUGGACAUCCAUCUUUUCUUCCUUCCACACCUCCGGUUCACACUGAUGCCAAUUUCUCAUCAAAUACAUUGUCAGUGCCUCGAUGGUCCCCACAGAUUCCCCGCAGAGAUCUUGGGAAUUCAAUAAAACACAGAUUUUCCACGAAGUAUUGGAUGUCUCAGACCUGCACAGUAUGUGGGAAAGGGAUGCUUUUUGGCUUGAAAUGCAAAAACUGCAAGUUGAAGUGCCAUAACAAAUGCACCAAAGAAGCUCCACCUUGUCAUUUACUAAUCAUUCAUCGUGGAGCAAGACUUGUGCGAACAGAAUCUGUGCCAUGUGACAUUAACAAUCCUCUUAAGACGCCACCCAGGUACUCCGAUCUGCACUCCAGCCAAACACUGCCAAAAACCAACAAAAUUAAUAAGGAUCAUAUACCGGCCCCUUACCAGCCGGAUUCAAGCAGUAAUCCUUCAUCAACAACAUCUUCAACUCCAUCAUCUCCUGCACCACCUCUCCCUCCCAGUGCGACACCACCUUCACCUCUUCAUCCAUCACCACAGUGCACUCGCCAACAGAAACAGUUCAACCUGUCAGGUAUACUCACUAACAUUCGGUUGAGGGCCAUCACAAGCAGUGACUUGCUUGAGAGUCACGGCCACACAAGUCCACCACAAGCUUCUCAUUAUUUCAAGUACAAGCAGCAGUUCAUUUUUCCAGACGUCACACCUGAGACACAAAAUCGAACUCCACAAGUUGUCCUUCAUCCUGUCAACUCUGAUCCCACUUUACAAGGAAACCCAACACUUCGAGUGGAAGUGAAUGAGCCCACUUCAGAGAAUGAAGAUGCAAAUGAUGCUUCUAAGUCAGAUGGUUCGGAAGAUGACUUUGAGGAAAUGAAUCUAUCUUUAUUGUCUGCACGGAAUUUUCCACGGAAAGCAAGUCAGACCAGCAUUUUCCUCCAGGAAUGGGAUAUCCCAUUUGAGCAGCUGGAAAUUGGAGAACUCAUAGGCAAAGGACGCUUUGGCAAAGUCUACCAUGGUCGUUGGCAUGGAGAGGUGGCAAUCCGUUUGAUUGAUAUUGAAAGAGACAAUGAGGACCAUCUAAAACUUUUCAAAAGGAAAGUAAUGGCAUAUAGACAAACCCGACAUGAGAACGUGGUGCUGUUUAUGGGAGCCUGUAUGAGUCCCCCUCAUUUAGCUAUUAUCACCAGCCUCUGCAAAGGAAGAACUCUUUACUCUGUUGUAAGAGAUGCUAAAAUGGUGUUGGAUGUGAACAAGACCAGACAAAUUGCUCAGGAGAUUGUAAAGGGUAUGGGCUACCUACAUGCUAAAGGAAUUCUUCAUAAAGAUUUGAAAUCAAAGAAUAUAUUUUACGACAAUGGAAAGAUAAUCAUUACCGAUUUUGGACUCUUCAGCAUCACUGGAGCUUUGCAAGAGGGCAGGAGAGAGAGUGAAAUGAGGAUCCCUAAUGGUUGGCUGUAUCAUCUGGCUCCUGAAAUUAUUCAACAACUCUCUCCAUCAACAGAUGAAGAUAAACUUCCGUUCUCCAAGCAAUCUGAUGUUUUUGCAUUUGGAACCAUAUGGUUUGAGUUGCAUGCACGUGAGUGGCCUUUCAAGAAUCAGCCCUCAGAUGCGAUAAUAUGGCAAGCCGGGCGAGGAAUGAAACCGAAUCUAAGUCAAAUUGGUGUAGGAAAGGAGAUUGUGGAUAUCUUGCUUUUCUGCUGGGCCUAUGAGCAGGAGGAGCGCCCUAGUUUCUCGAAGAUCAUGGAGCUGCUAGAGAAAUUACCCAAGAGAAACCGCCGGCUCUCUCACCCUGGACAUUUCUGGAAGUCAGCUGAGUAUGUUUCCCUUAGCUCCAAUGUGUGAACGUCCAGGCACACGUUGUUGGAUUUUGGAUCCAGCCUUUGCAUUUCAUGCAUUGCGUUCAGUUAACCAUUUGCUUUAUAGUGUUUCAAGCAGUUGAUGGACAAUUAGUCACCCAAGGAUUCACAAUAUUGAGAAUCAUAAAGUGAAACUCCAAAUGAGUGUUGUAAAACUCAGUGUUAACUGAAUAAAAUGCGCAGCUGUAGCAGGCACUACAUUGCACAUCUUUUGGUAGCCUCUGCUCCAAUUGUCAGGAGAGAGAAUGCACAGCAUGGAAAUGCUGCUUGAUUUUGUUACUCAGAUUUGUUUAGCUUUGAGUUUUCAGAGGCGUGUACACACUGCACUCUUGGAGAAAAGGCGACAAAGAUUUAUGAGAAUAAAAUGAGUGACGUGUUUGCCAAAAAUAUAGACUUGCAUGAACCUGUGACUCUUUUGCCUCCAUGAGGAAAGUUCCAUUUGUUCAAAAGGUCCCUCAGAUGAAUGGAACAUACAGUAAUUAGGAAAUGUGGCCUAGUUCACUUUCUGUGGAAAUCGUAAAAGACUACAUUACUGUGACAUCAUGCAAUUGUGACAUUGAGAAAGCAAAGGUAGAUUCAUAAGGAUUAUUGUCCUUUACUGCAUCAUGGCAACUGGAUUGGACAGUACCUUUGAGAGGUGAAGGAUAAAGUGUAAUCUUAUCAGGUGUUGAUGGUAUAUACAUUCUUAUUCCUUGAAAAAGGCUGCAAACAGCACAGAGUGCUCCUUAGUUGACGAGUCAUGGUAUGUAUAUCAAAUCUUACAUACAUGGGUUUCAAAGCAAAGCAGAAGCAAAUUGCCACUGAGAGUCUUGAUCACAAACCCAGAAAUGAAGCCAGCGGGUUGAGCUUUAUGGACUUUUCUCGUUCGUACCCUCUUAAUGAGCUUAUUAUUAUCAGUAGCUGUGGUGUUCAUUCUGACCGAUUGCCUGUAAAGGGAUUCUGCUGUGUUGAGCUUUUAUUUAGCCAAUCCAUGGAAGAGGAGCUAAAAAUCAGUAAUCUCUUUCUCCACAUUCUUUGAAUGCCUCAUUGACUACAGGUGCAAUGCAUCAUCUCCUGCUGCUCCCCUAACAUCUCCAUCUUCCUCAAUCCUGCACGCGCUCGCUCACUCUGCUCAUUGCUGUCAUGAAAUAAGCAAUGUUUUAGGUUAAUUUAUUUUAAACCCAUGAACAACAAAGUACAUCACCUUCUCAUGAAACUUUGUUGAUACACCCAUAAAUCUCUGCUAUUGAUGCCGUUGCAUGUUUGAUAACUUAUUUACAUUCUUGAGCUGAGCAUCACAAGUGUUUCUUUACUUUUGAGGCAGGUCUACCACUUUAAUUUUUAUCUUGGCAUUUCAAUGUCGUUUUACUAGGAUCCAUUUUUUUUCUUUUCCAAAUUGAAAUUUAACUCUGAAAUUAAUUAAUGCCGGUAGUGUGAAGCUUAGUGGAGCUCACUAUAGAUCCGUCAAUAGGCAGUAUUUUGAUAGUGUUAUUAUUUAUCACUGAACUUGUUUUAAUUAUUUUCUCAAGUUGACCAUGAAUGCAUAUAACCUUCGCAUUGAUGUCAAUAAACAAGUUGCAUUUAUUUAGCACCUUGUCACAACAUUAGGUCACCCCAAUGUGCAACAUAAUCAGCAAUUAAUUUUUAAAUAGAAUUACAAUUGUCAUGUGGGCAAAUAUGGCACAUGGGAAGUUCCAAAGAAAAUGUCAGUGCUAGUUAAGGAAAAGAUGUUGCCUGGGAUACUGUAGACAUCCUGUCUGAACAUUGCCAUGCGCACCUUUUAUCCAGAUGAAUCUUUGUUGAAGACAGCUGGCAAUGAAACAAGAGGGACAGUUAAAUGUUUAGGAACAAAGUUCAUGAAGAGUUAUAGGGUUUGAGCAGGUUGCAGAGUCUGGGAGGGCCUUGAAGAUUAAACCAUUAAGAUCAAAAAUUUAGUUUAGCAAGCACAGGUCUACUGAUUUAGAUUUCGAUGAGCAAAAUUUAAUAGAGGGAAGUCUGGCAAGUAGUAGGCAAGUCUGCUGGUUAGUGAAGUGUCAGAGCGAUUUUAAUAAUGGUGAACUGAGAAAGCGAGUUGACACGGGAGGAGUUGAAGGUGAUUUGUGAUGGAGAAGAUAUGUGGUCAGAAGGAUCAAAUGGAUGAUCAUAGACUUGAACUGGUGAUGUAAUUGUAAACAGAGGAAGGAAUCAGUAGCAAAGGAAAACUGUUAUUUCUAACCGCUGGCGUGACAUCAACCGUCUCAACUUUUCCACUCCCCUUAUUUACUCUAACCUCACCCCCUGUGAACGUACAGCCCUCUGCUCACUCCGCAGCAACCCUGACAUUAUAAUCAAACCCGCCAACAAGGCAGGUGCCGUGGACGUCUGGCGCGCUGACCUCAACCGGGCUGAGGCUAGGUGACAACUCUCAGACACCUCCUCCUAAUUAUCCUUGGACCAUGAUCCCACAGAUAAGCACCAGGCCUUAAUCUCAAACACCAUUACUGAUUUCAUCACUUCCGGCUGUCUGCCUUCCACAGCCUCCAAUCUUAUUGUUACCCAGCCCCGCACAGCCCGUUUUUACCUUCUCCCCAAAAUCCACAA
Molecule: messenger RNA, 6465 nt
Organism: Leucoraja erinaceus (little skate)
Lineage: Eukaryota; Metazoa; Chordata; Chondrichthyes; Rajiformes; Rajidae
Gene: ksr2
Product: kinase suppressor of ras 2
Exons: 21
Coding region: 956-3892 (978 amino acids)
Biological process (GO): protein phosphorylation
Molecular function (GO): protein kinase activity; ATP binding
Source: RefSeq, a predicted model, not a curated record